Pseudocercospora fijiensis CIRAD86 is the source of this 1895-nucleotide messenger RNA. RefSeq lists its product as uncharacterized. Bases 255 to 1391 code for a protein of 378 amino acids. The record is from RefSeq and is a predicted model, not a curated record. NCBI's taxonomy places the organism in Eukaryota, Fungi, Ascomycota, Dothideomycetes, Mycosphaerellales, Mycosphaerellaceae. The transcript is spliced from 4 exons.
GCCCUCUGCCUUGCUCGACUUCCCUUCCCUUCCUCUCCCUCCACUUGAACAAUUUAGUCCUCCUGUGCCCGCGUACAGCCGUUCGGAACGGGCCCUCAUCGAUCGUCGACACUACUUCCACUACCGCCCUUCGCAAAACACAAUAAUUUUCUCGGCGGCCCUGCCCUCCGGCGUUCGCAUCCCGAACUGGACCCUCUCUCCCACCGCAUUGCUUGCACACGAACACCCCGUCUUGUGUCCAUGUGCCCACGGUGAUGCCAUCGAAAGUCGUCGCCACCAUCAACUCGACCGGAAGACAGGCUGCCUCCUUCAUUAGGGCUGCCUCUGCCGUCGGCUGGCAUGUCCGCGCCCAGGUGCGCAGUGGCGAAGGCUUGGUAGCCGAGGAGUUGGCCGUCUUGCCCAACGUCGAGCUGAUCGAAGGAGACCUCACUGGUCCCUCGCGCACCGCAAUCCUCAAUCGACUCUUCGCGGGUGCAAAGAUCGCCUUCAUCAACACCACGCACUGGGGCAAUGAAGUGGCCAUCGGGAAGGCAUGCGCAGAUGCCGCCAAGAGAGCCGGCAUUGCCCACUAUAUCUUCUCCAGUAUGCCCGAUCAUUCUGUAUAUGGCGAGGACUGGAGGGCAUUGCCCAUGUGGGAGACCAAGUUCGCCAUCGAAAACUACGUGAGGCAGAUUGGUAUCCCCGCCACAUUUGUCUACACUGGUAUUUACAACAACAACUUCACUUCGCUACCAUAUCCACUAUUCCAGAUGGAGCUCCAAGACGACGGCAGCUUCGUCUGGCAAGCACCUUUCCACCCUGAUGAUCCACUACCUUGGCUGGACGCCGAGCACGAUGUUGGACCCGCACUGCUCCAGAUUUUUAAAAUGGGCCCCAGCCAUUGGAAAGGACAGAGAGUGACGUUGGCGUUCGAAAAGCUUACGCCCAUACAAGCGUGCAAUCGCUUCUCACGAGGCGUUGGCAGACCCGUUCGUUACAUACAUGCACCCAUCAAAAUAUCUGUUCAAAUACCGAGCGGCUACCGCGAGCACCUGGACAUCUUGCAAGAAACCCUGGGCGACAAACGUGCACCUUACUUUGGACCAGACCUGGAAUACCCGAAAGAAGGCCGCAGCAUAUGGGAGGGCUACCGAGGUCUCGAGGAGUACGCUCGCGAAGUCUUCCCCAUCGAGGAGUACGCAAAUGGCUUGCGCUGGAUGGAGGAGGAUGGGAAAAGCCUCACUGGUUGCAGCACGCCCAACUACGAAAAUGGCGAUUCCAUGGGUGAAGGUGGACGAUCACGACCUAUCACUCCAGCCGGCAUGAUGACACCUGCGCACAUUGUUUCAGCCUACACACCCAGAUCGCAUCCAGAAGGCGUGCACGCUGGCUUCUUCGUGGGCAGCUGUUAGUGACGGCUUGACGUUUGAAACUCGAAUUACGUACGUCCUUAUCAGAUUGCGUUGCUCAUCACAUCCAUCAUCAUCACCGGGUCUCAGCAAGACCAAAGAGGAUCUCACCACUACCACUAUACAAAUCUACCAAACCGAGACUUUUCGGGCCGCAGGCGGGACAGUUGAAGUCCGACCUCCUCGUUUUUUUUGAUCGGCAUUUCUCUGCGACGGGCAUGGGUGGUAAUGGGAGGGGGCAAGGGAAAAAAAAAGCUACGGUAUGCGAUUGUUCAAUUGAGCGGAUUCUUUUUUGAAAAUGUUUCGGCCAAUCAUAUUUUGCCAUGAUGAGACAGACCCACGGCCAUCAUAUCAGUUCGCAGAAAGAAGGAAAUCUCACAAAAGUUUGAUGUCAAAAGUCCUCUUAUUGCUCGAUUGAGAAGAGAGAUACGGGAAAAUUUUUGCAAGUAAUAAGCAGGCAGGGAAAGAUAGCACAAUGCGAAAUGGCAUGGCAUGGCGUGAUGACGC